Necator americanus (New World hookworm) is the source of this 1131-nucleotide messenger RNA. RefSeq lists its product as uncharacterized. The coding region runs from base 1 to 1131 and encodes 376 amino acids. The transcript has 10 exons. The record is from RefSeq and is a predicted model, not a curated record. Gene Ontology annotation, molecular function: tubulin binding; tubulin-glutamic acid ligase activity. Lineage: Eukaryota; Metazoa; Nematoda; Chromadorea; Rhabditida; Ancylostomatidae. Gene Ontology annotation, cellular component: cilium. Gene Ontology annotation, biological process: protein polyglutamylation; microtubule cytoskeleton organization.
AUGCACCUCACUAACUACAGUAUCAACAAACUUGCUGAGCAAGACGGAGUGUCCGACUCACCCGUACCGAAAUGGCGGAUCACUGAACUUUGGCAGUACUUUGAAAAUGAUGGAAUAAACUCAGCGAGAAUUCGAGAACGCAUAGAAGAUGUGAUUGUCAAAGCUUUUAUCGCCUGUGAGAAACCUAUCCGAGAACACAUGGUCCGACAUAUCCAGCAUGGCUUUAUUUGUCAUGAAUUGUUUGGAGUGGACAUAUUGCUCGACGAAGAUCUUAAACCAUGGCUUCUGGAGGUCAACAUUUCACCGUCAUUGCAUUCUGGUACUCCUUUGGACGUCUCUGUAAAAGCGCCUUUAGCAAAAGAUGUACUCAACAUGGCUGGGAUUUGUGUACCUCCAAGUCCUGAUGAAAUGAGUACGGCUGACUACAGCACAAAGCCACGAAAUUGGCCAAAGGAGGAGGAGCAUGUGCAGAAGGAAGCUGCUUGGAUUGCAGCGUUUUUGGAUGAAGGCCGUUUGAAUCGCCGAAUUCUGAAAAGAUUGACGCAAGAAGACAUACGAACAUUGGUCGAGUUUGAAGAUGAAUAUCGGAGGCGCGGCAAUUUCCGUUUAAUUUUCCCUACUGCAGAUACUGCAUAUAUGCAAAGAAUCGCUUUUUCGUACACUCUUUUCAAAGGUCAGAGAGUGGGGGAAGAUGUUUGUCGUGCUGCUGUAUUUAUGCUAGCAACUGGUCAAGGUUCUCAUAAAUGGAGUAUCCGUUUCCUGAUCGAUCAGACCGAUAAAACUUCAUUUGUUUCUGUGUUGUCGAAGGUUUUCUCACAGUUGACUGAGGUUAAGACGGCUGGCAAGCAUGUUUCCCGUCAAACCUCUAUAAUCAUGGACGCGAUGUGGAUAUGGUUCAUGCAAAUACAAACUUUUCGUACAGAGGAUUUGAAAGGUGUGAAAAAGUGGAAUCCAAAGAUCCUAAUGUCUGGAAUUAUUUGUUAUUUUGUACAACCAGUUUACGCGAACCUGAUGCUGCAGCAAUGGCAAAUUGAACAAGAAGCAUGUGGUCGUGAAGACGGUAUCUCACGCCUUGAAUCGCUGUGCCGACAGUGGUUUCUGCGGAAGAGCGAGAGCGACAUGGAUCGUUAA